AUGCAUGCACCACAGCCUCAAGGUCAAGUAGAUGACACAAAUGCUCUACUUCGACAACUCCUAGAAGGACAAAGGAGAGGAGCUAUUGAACUUGCUACACAAAUGAAGGCCAUACACCAUAAGGUUGACAAUGUCUAUGGUGAGUUGAAUGCUAAGUUUGAGAGGCUGCAAACACAAGUCCAAGGACAAGCUUCCUCCUCCUCUACAAGACAAAUGGGUUCAUUACCGGGAAAACCAGAACCAAACCCAAAGGAGUUUGUAAACGCCAUCAUGUUGAGAAGUGGUAAGCAGCUACCAACUAAUGAGCUCAAUAGGGACAUUGAGCCUAAAGGAGGGGAGGUAGUGGUUGAGAUUGAUGAUGAAGAUGAGCUGAUAUUGAAAGAUUUGGGUAAAGAUAAAGAAGCUGAAGGAAUUGUGGUUGACAAAGGGAAGAGUAAAGUGGUUGAGGAACCUAAGCAAGACAAGACCAUUGAUGAAAUAUCCAAGAAAAGUAAAGGUGUUGCCAAAGAAACUCUGUUUGUGCCUCCACCUUAUGAACCAAGGCUGCCAUUUCCUGGUAGGUUCAAGAAGCAACAAGUGGACAAGUAUAGAGCCAUGUUUGAUGCACAAAUGAAGGAUGUUGCUAUCACAAUGCCUAUCAUUGAUGCAUUCUUGUUGAACCCCUCUUACAGUAAGUUCCUUAAGGAUGCAGUUUUGGAGAAGAAGAAAGCUCUUCAAGGCAUGGUUAUCUUGACUCAUGAGUGCAGUGCUAUUAUUCAAAACAAGGUAGUAGCAAAGAAGCUUGAAGAUCCUGGUAGCUUCACUCUCCCUUGCACAUUGGGACCUCUAUCUUUUAGCCAUUGUUUAUGUGAUCUAGGGUCUAGUGUGAGCUUGAUGCCUCUCUCAGUUGCAAAGAGACUGGGCUUCACACACUACAAGAAGUGUAUGAUCACCCUUGUUCUUGCUGAUAGGUCAGUUAGAACACCAGUUGGAGUGCUUGAAGAUCUACCAGUGAUGAUUGGUCAUUUUGAGAUCCCAACUGACUUUGUUGUUCUUGAAAUGGAUGAGGAACCAAAGGAUCCACUCAUCUUGGGGAGACCAUUACUAAGAACUGCUGGAACCAUGAUUGAUGUGAAAGGUGGGAAGAUUCAAUUGAAUUUGGGAAAGGAAGCUUUGACUUUUGACAUCAACCAAGUGAUGAGGAAGCCUACAAUUGGUGGUCAAGUGUUCUACAUUGAGAAGAUGGAAGCUUUGGCUGAUGAGCUUUUGGAGGAAUUGGCUAUAGAAGAUGAGCUCCAAAGCACUUUGACAGUUAAGCAAGGAGAGUUUGGGUUACUUAAGGAGGAUAGUGAGGGAUAUCAAAAGAUUCUUGACUCUCACAAGCCUUCUAAAGAUGGUGAAAGCUUCCUUGAGUUGAAAAAGCAAGUGGUGUGUUCAGUUGAGGUAAAUUCGAAUGAGGAUUGGAGUGAGCUUAAGGCACCCAAGAUUGAACUCAAACCACUCCCUAAGGGGCUAAGGUAUGCUUUCCUAGGUAAAAACUCUACUUACCCUGUCAUUAUCAAUGAGGAGCUUAGUGAACAUGAAACUGUUACUCUUCUAGGUGAAUUGAAAAAGUUUAGGAGAGCUAUUGGUUAUUCACUUGAUGACAUAAAAGGGAUUUCAGAAACUCUUUGCAUGCAUAGAAUUCAUUUAGAUGAUGAAUCAAUGACUUCCAUUGAACCACAAAGAAGGUUAAACCCUAACUUAAGGGAUGUGGUGAGGAAAGAGAUUCUUAAACUCCUUGAUGCUGGUAUCAUAUAUCCUAUAUCAGAUAGUACAUGGGUUUCACCUGUACAUGUGGUGCCAAAGAAAGGAGGAGUUACAGUUGUUAAGAAUGAUAAAGAUGAGUUGAUUCCUACUAGAACUAUAACUGGCAUUGAGGUUGAUAGAGCUAAGAUUGAUGUGAUGACCAAUCUAGCACCUCCAAAUUCGGUCAAGGGAAUAAGAAGCUUUUUGGGCCAUGCUGGGUUCUAUAGGAGGUUCAUUAAAGACUUCUCAAAGAUUGCUAGACCUCUUACAAGGUUGUUGUGUAAAGAAGUUGAGUUUGAGUUCAAUGAGGAGUGUCUUCAAGCUUUCAAGAAGAUAAAAGAAGAGUUGGUUAGUGCUCCAAUAGUUCAAGCACCAGAUUGGAACUUGCCAUUUGAAAUCAUGUGUGAUGCUAGUGACUAUACAGUUGGAGCAGUGCUUGGUCAAAGAAAAGAUAAGAAGCUUCAUGUCAUAUACUAUGCAAGUAGAACAUUAGAUGAGGCUCAAGUCAAGUAUGCUACAACAGAAAAAGAGCUCCUAGCUAUUGUCUUUGCAUUUGAGAAGUUUAGGCAAUACUUGGUGGGUUCAAAAGUAGUUGUUCACACUGAUCAUGCAGCAUUGAAAUAUCUCUUAGCAAAGAAGGAUGCUAAACCAAGGCUGUUGAGAUGGAUAUUGCUACUUCAAGAGUUUGAUUUGGAGAUUAAAGACAAGAAGGGCAUUGAGAAUGGAGUAGCUGAUCAUCUAUCAAGAUUAAGGAUUGACAAUGAGAUUCCAAUCAAUGAUGCACUUCCUGAAGAACAGAUAAUGGCGAUUCAACUGCUUGACAACACCAAUGAGACUUGGAAGAAGCUUGGAGAGGUCAUGAGGUUGGAAGAGAAUGGUCCUUGGUAUGCUGAUUAUGUUAACUACCUUGCUUGUGGGAUUGAGCCACCAAAUUUGGUUGGUUAUGAUAGAAAAAAGUUCUUCAAAGACAUCAACAACUACUAUUGGGAUGCACCAUACCUCUACACUCUUUGUAAAGACAAGAUUUAUAGGAGAUGUGUUGCCAAGGAGGAGAUUGAAGGGUUAGUAGAACUAUGUCAUGGAGCAGCCUAUGGAGGUCACUUUGCUACAUUCAAAACAGUCACAAAGAUUCUUCAAGCUGGGUUGUGGUGGCCUACAAUGUUCAAAGACACUCAAGAGAUCAUCUCCAAGUGUGAUUCAUGUCAAAGAAGAGGAAAUAUCAGCAGGAGAAAUGAAAUGCCACAAACUCCUAUCUUAGAGGUUGAAGUGUUUGAUGUAUGGGGAAUUGACUUUAUGGGACCAUUUCCUUCUUCCUAUGGUAACAAUUACAUACUUGUGGCUGUUGAUUAUGUGUCUAAAUGGGUGGAAGCCAUAGCUAGUCCUACCAAUGAUGCAAAGGUUGUGUUGAAGUUGUUCAAGACAAUCAUUUUUCCAAGGUUUGGUAUUCCAAGAGUGAUCAUUAGUGAUGGAGGGAAACAUUUUAUCAACAAGGUCUUUGAGAGUCUUCUCAAGAGACAUGGAGUGAAGCAUAAGGUUGCUACACCUUACCAUCCCCAAACUAGUGGUCAGGUUGAGAUUUCAAAUAGAGAAAUCAAGUCAAUUCUUGAGAAAACAGUUGGUAUCACAAGGAAAGAUUGGGCAAAGAAAUUGGAUGAUGCUCUAUGGGAAUAUAGGACUGCCUACAAGACACCAAUUGGAACAACUCCAUUCAACCUUCUCUAUGGAAAGUCUUGUCAUCUGCCAGUUGAGUUAGAGUAUAAAGCAAUGUGGGCAGUCAAGCUUCUUAACUUUGAUAUCAAGAGUGCUCAUGAGAAACGUUUAGUACAAUUGAAUGAGUUAGAGGAGAUUCGCCUUGAAGCUUAUGAGAGUUCAAAGAUCUACAAGGAGAGGACAAAAGCAUUCCAUGACAAGAGAAUUUUUCCAAGGGUUUUCAAGGAAGGAGAUUUGGUGUUGCUGUUCAAUUCCCGCUUGAAGCUGUUUCCGGGAAAGCUCAAGUCCCGCUGGUCUGGACCAUUCAAAAUCAAGGAGGUUAGACCUUAUGGAGCCUUUGUGUUACUGAACAAGGCUGGAAAAGAGUUUGUAGUUAAUGGACAGAGGCUGAAGAACUACUUGGCAAAUGACUUCAUUGAGGAGGGAACAACUGUUUCUCUCUCAGACCCUCAAAACGCCUAA
Messenger RNA from Camelina sativa (false flax), 3939 nucleotides. The record is from RefSeq and is a predicted model, not a curated record. Lineage: Eukaryota; Viridiplantae; Streptophyta; Magnoliopsida; Brassicales; Brassicaceae.